UCAAAGUGCUCUGCUCUCGAUCAGUUUGCAAGUGUUGAUUAAAUUAUUAAACGAGCAAUCAAAGAAAAGAACAUUAUAAUUAUUUUAUUUUGUGCAUUCUGAUAUUGAUAUUGAAAUUAAUUUAAAGUUCAUAAAAAUACAAAAACAAUGUUUACAAGCCAAGUUUUGAUAAGAAGUGUCAUUGUUCCUCGUGCAGCUGUGACUGCAAAUGCAAAACGUUGUAUAAGUUCUAAAGAAGUAUUUGCACGUGAGGAUAAGUAUGGAGCACACAAUUAUCAUCCACUUCCAGUGGCGCUUAAUCGUGGCGAAGGGGUGUACGUUUGGGACGUUGAGGGAGUGAGAUAUUUUGAUUUUUUGAGUGCAUAUUCAGCUGUUAAUCAAGGCCAUGGACAUCCAAAGAUUGUUGGUGCUCUAGUUGAACAAUCAAAACGUUUAGCACUGACCUCAAGAGCAUUUUACUCCGAUGUUCUUGGCGAAUAUGAAGAAUUUAUCACAAAAUUCUUCAAGUAUGAAAAAGUACUACCCAUGAAUACAGGUGUUGAAGGAGGCGAAACAGCUUGUAAAUUGGCCAGAAAAUGGGGUUAUGUUAAGAAGGGAAUACCCAAAAAUCAAGCAAAGAUUAUUUUUGCCAAAAACAACUUCUGGGGUCGUACUAUGUCCGCUAUAUCGGCUUCAACAGAUCCAACAAGUUAUGAUGGAUUUGGUCCAUUUAUGCCAGGAUUUGAAAUUAUCGAUUACAAUAAUGUGAAUGCAUUGGAGAAUGCCCUUAAAGACCCCAAUGUAUGUGCAUUUAUGGUCGAACCGAUUCAAGGUGAAGCCGGUGUUGUUGUUCCUGAUCCAGGCUAUUUAACAAAAGUUCGUGAAUUAUGCACAAAGUACAACGUCCUAUUUAUUGCUGAUGAAGUUCAAACAGGAUUAGCGCGAACAGGAAGAAUGCUGGCGGUAGAUCAUGAAAGCGUCAGGCCGGAUAUUUUAAAUUUAGGAAAAGCUCUCUCUGGAGGCAUUUAUCCAGUUUCAGCUGUUCUCUGUGAUGAUGAAAUAAUGUUGUGUAUAAAACCUGGUGAACACGGAUCAACUUAUGGUGGUAAUCCAUUAGGAUGUAAGGUGGCUAUCGCAGCGCUAGAAGUUUUGGUGGAAGAAAAUUUGGCUGAAAAUGCUGAGAAUAUGGGAAAUAUUUUGAGAAGUGAACUGAGCAAAUUGCCAAAAGAUGUUGUAUCAGUGGUAAGAGGCAAAGGACUGCUGAAUGCUAUUGUUAUUAAUCCAAAAUUCGAUGCCUGGGAUGUUUGUGUUAAGUUAAAAGAAAAUGGUCUUUUAGCAAAACCAACACACGGUGAUAUUAUACGUUUUGCUCCUCCACUCGUCAUCAAUAAAGCACAAAUUGAAGAAAGUAUUGAUAUUAUAAAAAAGACUGUCCUGUCAAUGGAUUCAAAAUAAAAUAUAAACUUGU
This is a messenger RNA of Eupeodes corollae, 1447 nucleotides long. It is a transcript of the gene Oat, whose product is annotated as ornithine aminotransferase, mitochondrial. NCBI's taxonomy places the organism in Eukaryota, Metazoa, Arthropoda, Insecta, Diptera, Syrphidae. The coding region runs from base 148 to 1434 and encodes 428 amino acids. The transcript is spliced from 5 exons. The record is from RefSeq and is a predicted model, not a curated record. Gene Ontology annotation, cellular component: cytoplasm. Gene Ontology annotation, molecular function: L-ornithine transaminase activity; pyridoxal phosphate binding; identical protein binding.